GGUAAGAAUUACUUCCGGGCUGAAGAAAGCUAAUUGGAUCACACGUGUUUAUACUAUCCUCUGUGUUGCCAUAAAAGAAUGCCGAAAAGUCAGAAAACAAAAUCGGAGAAAGUUAUACAUCCGUACAGUAGAAAGGCAUUACAAGCAGAAAGGCGAUACAGUCAUGAUAAACGACUUUCAAAAGCCAGAAAGGAACGCUCGUCUAAAUUGGACAUCUUGGCAGAAAAACUAAAAUGGUUCCACGACCAUCUAGAUGACAGAGAGGUGUACACUAAAUCAGAACUUUUUGAUAUGGUGGAGAAUUUUAGAAAGCGUUUUGAUGAGGAGUUGCAGCAGAUAUCUAUCGUUCACAGUGUCGGAACAAGAAAAUCGAAACAGUAUGCUCCUCGCGAAGCAGCCAUACAGAUUACAAAAGAAAUGGAAAACAACGAAUUCGAAAGCGUUGGUAUAGAAGUUCCAGACUUCCUAAACAAGGCAAAUCUUCUAGCCUUCAGAAACUGGAACGGUGAGAUGAAAUAUGUGCAGAAUUUCAAAUUGAGGAAAAUUAGCACAAAUGACAGACAAAAGAUGGAGGCCACAGAAAAUGGUGUCACAAAAAUCGAUUCAUGAACAACCCUAAACUACACAGUAGUGGAUUUGUAAUGACCUGCUGAUUUAAAACAAUGUGUCCGAUUACCGCGCCAGUUAAUAUUUAAGGUGUGCGUACAGUUUUUGAAGUUCACUUAAUGUCAUUUCUUUUUCAUUCUUUAUACAUUUAAAUGCUUUGAUUUUACUAGUAUCUCUAUUACUAAUUUGAGAUAGAUGUUAUCCAAACCUUUCAGAUUUGUUGUAUUCUUUUCUCCAAAACAUAUUUACCAUUAAGUCUUUAAUGCAGUAUAAUAAACAAUUUGCAAAAUACCUUCCCUUGCAAUAUUUUAUGGCAAACUCACUAUGGUGACUUAAUUCACACAUUUUACUAUGGAGCAAUAUGACAAAAACCCACCAAAAAGUGUUAAUCAUGUUAGCUGGUUUGACAACUGUUGAGAUCCUAGAAUAGAGGGAAAGUAUAAAAUGUGAAGGCCUCAUUUCCUAUCAGAUUAUAACCAAAAUGUUUGUUGAGACUUGUAAUAUACAAAAAUGCGUGUGAUAUUCAUGUGAUGCUUAGGGUCAUUACAACUGGGUUGUACUUUAGUAAUAUGAAACCAACCCUUCUUUCAACCAGAUUGAUCAGUUUUGAGUGGGUCAGAUGUUAGAAGCAAAGAGCAUAUAUCCUUGCAUUAAUGUGUAUUUGUAACGAAUCAACUGCUGUAAUAUUUUUCUUUGGGACAGUUUUAUGACUUUUAAAGGCUAACCUCAUGUUCAUACAUUUAAGGUUUCCCAACAGAUGGCUUGAAAGAUUACAUAGAGUGCGCAUGUAUAAGAGUGAAAAUGAAUGUUACCAGCAUGCAUAUCCACACAUUUAUCUAGUUACUUCACUUUUCACUACAGUAUUAAAAAUGGAUUUUAUUUUGGAAUCAGAAUUUCAGCAUUGAGCUAACAACAAGAAUAUGAAAGCACCUUUAAGUUUCACCUGUUUCCCAGACAAAAUGGUCAUGUCUUUAUUUAACUGGCUUGCUUCAGUCUAUUAGUAUAUUAUGCUGAUCCUUUGAGAAAAUGAUACAGAUCUGUAUCUGAUUUACUUUCAUCCUCCAGACAGGUUGCUUUUUUUUUUGUUUGCUUAGUUCACAUUGUCUGGUCAGUGAAAGAAUGUGUAUUGUAGCUUACGUUUAUUAGAAAAAUAUUGUGAAUGUCUUGGUGAUGGAUAAUGUGCCACAGUAUUGCUAGAAAGUAAUUUUAUGCUAUAAAAAAUAGCAGGUAAGAAAAUUGGUGUUUUACCUCUAACAUCUAAUUUGGUUUUGCUGAAUAUAAUAGCUUUCUGUUGAAGAUGCUGGCAUUAUGAAAGGGGGAAUAAAAUUUCCUGGACAAAAUGUAAAGUGACAAACUGCUUGCUGUCAGUGUGCACCACGCUGCAGGUGAUGCUCAGGACAUUUGCCGAGGCAGUAAAAUAUUACUGGGUGUUUGCUACCAUAACUUUACUGGUGUAAAUAAAACCUUUAACAUAUUGAGGCAAUGCAAAAAUAAAGAUUUUCUCUGCCAUCUCAAACA
This is a messenger RNA of Pomacea canaliculata, 2124 nucleotides long. Its product is annotated as translation machinery-associated protein 16-like. The transcript has a single exon. Gene Ontology annotation, cellular component: nucleus. The coding region runs from base 79 to 609 and encodes 176 amino acids. Lineage: Eukaryota; Metazoa; Mollusca; Gastropoda; Architaenioglossa; Ampullariidae. The record is from RefSeq and is a predicted model, not a curated record.